This is a messenger RNA of Xyrichtys novacula (pearly razorfish), 33248 nucleotides long. Lineage: Eukaryota; Metazoa; Chordata; Actinopteri; Labriformes; Labridae. The record is from the annotation of a GenBank genome assembly.
CUUGUCAUUGCCUGCUAAUCUCAUGUUUGUGCUUUUAAGUAAAUCAGGAAUACUUUGAAUAAAAUCCUCUCUCGUCAUCCGGUUGGAAAAUAAUGUUUCGGUCAAGCUGUCAAAAGGAAAAAGUGAAAUCAUAACCAGGAGAUUAGAUGUGCAGUACAACCAUAGAUUAACCUGUUAUAGCUGAGAUGUAUGAUCAGGCUGUCUAUGAUUCCUUUGCAAUUCCCAUUUAGGAUCUGCAGCUUAUUCUUUUUAGUUUAUCACAACACCGUCUUCGGUUCACAACUCAUAUCUGGAGUUUAAAACGUUUUAAGGAUAAGCAUGUGGAAAUAAAUAUCGUUUAAAGUGCUGAACACAGACGGUUCACGGUGUAUCGGAGGCCGCUCGCUUUGAGCUCUGCAGAGGCGUUUUACUGACAGUAACAGGGAAAAACAUUCCUCAACGAAGAGCAAUCAUAUCACAAUCUCAAAUCAAUAAUAAUGUCAAAUUCGCAGUUUUUCGAUAAGGAAAAUACACAUUUUCAGGAGGAAGAAGACUCAACACGGUUAUAACACAGAUGUGGAAGCUAAUGCUUUGACAGCAAACGACAUAUACUUGAUUUUUCUCAUGUCCCACACUAAUUCACCCGUGGAAACGAAAAAAACAGCAGAAAAUAAGCAUAUUAGCUCGCUUCUACUCAUAAGUAUUUGUUAAAGUCUGAUAUAUAAUUGCUUAAAUGUCAGUUUCAGGCGCCGCUACCUCUUGGAAAGCUAAUGCUAAAUCCGACACAUGAAACUGACACCAUUUGGUUUACUGCACAAAACCAAAGCAGUUUGAACAUCACAAGGACCAAAAACAGGCAAUUUGGUUGACUUUACCGGGGUAAAAGUGCUGUCAAAUUCCUCUUCAACUUCAAUAUUACAGCACAAAAUGUAACAGAGUCUCGGUGAAGCUGCUGAACAUCAUCUGUAUAAUGUGCUAGCUAGUGGCUAAGAGAAAAAUGGCUAUGUAAACAUGAAGUGCAAGGCCUUGUUGGGCUGUGUUUCACCAUGAAAACCAUAUUUCAGACGUUUUCAGUAUCGGGAAUUUACUGCUUCCUGUAGUGUUUAUCCGCGUAGACAUGACAGAAAAAACUGUAAUUUGCUGUUAGUUAGCAUCAGCUAGCUUCCUUAGUUGAAAACUAGUAAAACGGCAGUCCCGUUCAACUUCCAGUCUGGUGUUCAAAAACAACCUUGACAGGCCUUGGGGGGGUUCAGUGCAGGGGUGUUAGACAUUUUUAUAAACACGCUUUUCUUAGUGGAAACCUCAUGAAAACACCCAAGAGACAUGCCAACAUUUUCAGCCUUUCCUGGCUUUCAGAGCGGUCAGACGACAGGGAUGGGAAUGUAGGACAAGGCGAUUAAAAAUGGCUGCUGCACAGAACAAAGCAACAAUAAACUGGGCAGCGGAGAAGACGAGCGAAAAAGUAGAUAUUUCAGACAGCGGUUGGCGUUUGUAACUCACCGAUUCAACGACUUAGUGAGUCUUCUGAUCAGUGACAGGGAUAUAUUUCCACAAAAUGCUGUCUACUCAAAGGAUGGAUGGCGAUUGUAAAGCCCAAUCUUCAUAGGUUGAACCGAUCGCGGUGUUGUUGCUGGGGUCCUACCCGGCCUGAAAAUGUACAGGGCUGAGUGGAGGCUGGAUCCGCUCGCCCGAGAGCGUCAUACGUCACCAAAUCACGUCCGUAGGGAAUCACAUGAAGCGCCCCCUGCCGGCCUUUGUCAUUACCCUCAAAGUUUAGUUACACCAUUGAUUAAUGGGCUGAAAUAUAUGGAAGUAAAUCUGUGCCAUCUGAUUUUGAAUUUGAAUUUCUAAAGCUGAUUUUUUUUGCAUCAAAAUCAGACUUUGAAUUCCAAAACUAUCGAAUUUCAAGCAUGCAUUUUUAUUUCUGACACUAUUUUUUUUCACAAUGAUGAAAUAAAUUCAGUGUAAAAAAAAAGUUUGUCAAAAAUAUUUGUUUCAUAAAAAUUCGACUUACAAAAACUGUAAAAAAUUCAACAUAUAAAAAAUUCUGUGUAUAAAAAUUCAGUUUAAAAGAGACAGACUUAACGUCCAGUAGUGAUGGGCACGGCAGUUCUUGUAGAUGUACUGAAUCACUAGAAUCAGUUCAACAAAAGGAUUCGUUCAAAGGUUCGUUCACCAAAUCAUCGAAUCAUUCAGCCCUUGGCAGGAGGAGCCUGCGACUCCGAACUCCUGAACUAAUACACAGCUGAACGGUUCAGGAUUCAGUUCGGAUCAUAUCUUCUGGGACCGGGAGACGAGAGUGUUGUGGCUGCGUUGCUUCAACAAACACGUUUGUAAAAAUGAACUUCUUUAUUAAUCAUGAUGUUUUAAGUAUACUGUCCUAUGGUAUGCUAUUUAUCAGGUCUUCUUGGUAAAUUGGGCUCAGUGGGUGAUUCGUUCACUGAACAUUUAGAAGCAUUCACACUGAACAUGCACCGUUCCCUCCCAAACUGCUGCAAUGAUAGGAUGCUGCGGGUUUAAUGCACUACUUGUUACAUGCUGUGUCCUAUUGUAUGCAAGUUGUUCUGGUGGCAAUUUAGCAGUGAAAAGAAGAAAAAAGUUAGUUUUGUCCGACAAAAAUGAUGACAGAGAGUGUAGUUCAAUGUGUGAUUCGUUUACCAAGUGAUUCAGGCAUCAGUGCAUGCGGUCCCUCGUUCGCCUGGAAUUGCUGUGUGCAAUAGCAGCUGCACAGCUGACAACGCAGCUGAAGUGAGAAACGAACGAAUCACUCGAGGAAGUGAUUCGGUUCAGUAUGUUCAUUUAAAAGAUUCGGUUCUUUUGAACAAAUCGUUCUUAAAUGACACAAUACAAACAUUUGGGUAACCAGGGAGAAGCAAUUGAUUCAUGGCUCAAUCAUCCACCGUCCAGCCAAUCAGUUAAUGCUAGAUUGGUCAUGUGGUACAGACCCCAGUGGAAGAUUGAAUCCAAUCGAUUGCCUCUCCCUGGUUACCUGGAUGUUGAGUUGUUGUUAAGGGUUGUGUCCGAAAUGGAUGCCGAACCCCUAUAUAGGCGACUAUAUGGGGGUUAGCGCCAUUUUGAGGGGUGUCCGAAACCUGAGUGAUCAAUUCCAAUGCCCCAUAUAGGCGACUCAAAAUUUCCCAUAAAGCAUUGCAAAAUGUAGUGACCAUCCAAUGGUCACUGACCGGUGGUGGGCAUCCCGUCAUGCAUUGCGUCUCCAGCGGCAAUUCAAAGAUGCCUCAUGACAAGAGCAAGAAGAGACAGAACCUGAGCUCUAUUUGCCAUUUUCAGCGUAAAUUUUUUAUCUUCACUUCACUCGCAAGUGAUCAAAACAGUUUUCUAAAAACAUGUUUGCUGCGUCAUACAGUCUCGUGCACAAUAUGAUGCAACAAACAAUAUUAGGCACAAAAAUAUAAGGCCUUUUAAAUUAAUUACAAAUUUAUUGUUUUUUUAUUUUUUUUUUUAUUUCACGAACAUCCUGGAAAAACAAAUACAUCUAUACAACAUCAUAAAAUUCAAGAGAUGUGAAAACAACAGCCGCAACUUCAGACGUGGCAGUCUUAGCAGUGACAUCACAACGGUGCGCCAUGUAGUGUCUGAAACCUCCGGUGAUUUAGCUCACUACAUAGUCAGCUAUAUAGUGAAAUCCCAUAUGGGGGUUAGGGAUUGGGGCACCUAUAAGGGCAUACACAGGGAACUUUUUAUGUUUUAUCCACUGACAGGACAUAGAGCAUUUUUUUUCCCACUAUAGGAGUACCAGAGACAUCAUUUUAUAGCUUUUAUCUGUACCAGGGGCAUGAUAGCAUGGUGGGCAAUUGCCCCCUUUGCUCCCCCUCUGGGGACACCACUGCGGACACCACUGACAUUUCUUUGAACAUAUUUAAAGCUCAUGUAUCCAGAGAUCUCAUAGAAAAAUGACUCCAUUUAUUUGGCAACUUAGUUCAAAGGACUAUUUAGAUCAGUGGUUCUUAACUGGUCUCACCCUGGGACCCACAUUUUCCCAUGGUCCUUAAGUCGCUACCCACUUUUAUAGAAUUCAAACAAAGCAAAUUUAUUUUUUAUGAAAAGAAAAACCUUUAAAGACUCUAAUCUUUAACAUAAAUCCACUUGUUUUUUGUUUCUUUUUUUUAAAUAAAGUGCAUUUCAGAGUACAUGAAGGGGACAACAUAAGGACAACAACUACUGAAGUUGCAUAUACAGAAAAUAUCAAAUAUCAAAUAAAUAUCGUAUUAAAUAUUUACUUUUUUCACCAGCUGUCUGUGACCCAUCUAGAACAUGUCCGCAAUCCACUUGUGGGUCAGGAUCCACCAGUUGAGAACCACUGACUUAGAUAAUACAUCCACUUGUACAACAAUGUCUGUCAUCGUUAGUUUGAAUUAGGAUUUACAAACGCGUUUUUGUCUGAAAAUAUACCUGUAGUUUAUGAUCAACUUGCUCUACCUGCAGAGCAACAGCCAUCAUUAAGGUUGACGUACAACUGCAAGACAGUUCAUACCAUGAGAAUACAAGUCCCCCAGGUAAUGGCAUGUAUAGUCCUCUAGAGGGAGCUCUUGACUUUUACUAUUCUUUUCAAUGAUGUGUAAUCCUCCAGUGAAAGCUAUUUGGAUGCAAUCCUGUUUUACAGAAAGUUUCUUAAUUUGCCUAUUGUCUUUUCAGGGAUCAUCACAAAAUUUAAUCAAACAAAGAACUGUGAAUGUGUGUUGGAAAUAAAAUCCAGUGUCUCAGAAGCCAAAAUACCUGAGAAGCAGAUCAUCAUGGUUACCAUUCCAUACCUACAGAGGUCAGUGGCAGCUGAAAGUUGUGGUGUCUAGUGUUCCCUCUAUCUGUUGUGUAUGACACGGUCUGUGCGUAAAGACACAACGGCAUGCAGUGUGGUGUCUGUUGAGUCAGUGCAUGAGGACACUGCAGAAACAGGCCUGCAGACACUAUCAGCUCUUACUCAGCGGGGAUAUUUUGGGAACAUGUUUUGCAGAGUUGUAGCGGCCUUGAUUUUAGACAAAUCUGCAAGGGACAAGCUGCAAUUUGAUGAAGUUUCUCAUGGUUUAAUGGAAGGGAAAUCAGCCUUAUGUGACCCUAAAGCAAGACUCUUAAAAUGUAGAAGAAUUUUAGCGGCCAUAUCAGCUUGAGAAACGCCUUAUGUAGCAAGGCAUCAAAUUGUGCUACAGCAGCUUCAGUGUCUGCAUCUGUUUGCUUGCAUAUUCAAAAUAAAUGUGUAUACUUGGAAAUUUUGUACUGACAAAGGGCUUUUGUGAACAUAAAAACAAAUCUUCUUGGAAGCUCACAAGUUACAGUUAGAUUUUGCGGCUCUAGUACCUUAUCAGAAAGAAUAAAAAAGAUUUUACUUUAUGAGCUCCUCUUUUCCACGGUUUUAAAAUUUGAGCUAUUUAGGAUUUUUUGCAACCAAGGCAGAAGAGACUCAGACCCAAGCCUCAGACUGUGUCAGUGUCAAAGAGUAUUUUUAAAGGCAGUUUUAGUUCUGCUAUUUAGACAGUUUCAGAAGACAUUCAUUGCUGCUGUUUCCUGUCAGACUGUUUUGCGGCAAGAGGUGUGACAGGAAACUAGUGUCAAAGACACUGAAGACACUCAUCAGAAAUGUCACUGUAGCAGUACCUCAAUGAAUGGUCACUUUAACCUUAAAUCACAUUAUAAGAGGUCAUAAAAAUGAAAUAUAGUGGCAAAAGUCAGGGGAGUGGCCACUGCUGGAAAGGCAUGGAGAGUAUGUGUGACCACACGUGAAUAAAUAUUCUUAUUUACUCUUUCUGUCUCCACAAUAUCUAAAUCAGAUACCACAAGUGUUCACUGACUGGGGUCUUCUUGUUGACUGGCUGCAGUAUAGGUUAUAAAACCUCGCCUCCUCCGACCUGCCAAUGAUUUUUGGUAUUUAACUUAGUCCUUACAGCCCUGAUUUGUGUUCAAGUAUUCAUUUUCUCUUGAAAAUUUUAGUUCUGAGUUGUUGUUUGAUUAUGAGAAAAUGAUUCAUUGACUGCUGUUGAUGACUGACGGCUCAUGCAGCAUUUUCCACCACAUCAGCAGACAAGAGAAGGAACCAAAAAUACAUAUAAGAGUUGUAGAAAUUUCAGUUAUAAUUAGUGUCUGGUUAAGAUCGUCAUAAGAAUCUAUUUUUCAUCUUAAAAGGUGGCACAAUAGAGUGGUAGGUUAUAUAUCCUUCUUGGAUUCUUAAAGAGCUCUAAAGGAAAAUGAUCAUCCAAAGUCACUGCUCUAGGUGCUUUAAACAUUUGCAAUCAAAGUUUGGUAUCAAAGCCUCUGGUAGGUUGACCGGAUGAGACAGCAUUACUAAUACAGAGACCACAGCUGAUUGGCUUCAAAAUUGGCAGAAAAAAUUUCAAAUGAUUAGGCUAUCAGAGAGGAAAAAGGUUUCUUUUUAAAGGAUGAUCUAUGACAUAGAGCAUACAGUUUGACAAAUAGCCUUUAUUUUCUACAGUUAAGGGUAAUAAUCAACCCUGUCUUAUCGCUUUAGGUUUUAUUACGUCCCACUUCUUUAUAAAUUUGCUGACCCAGUUUUGGAUCAUGUGAUGUCUUACCACACAACCUGUUCUUGUGAUGUUUGACACAAUCAGAAUGAGCUGUUGAAAAAAGCUAUAAUUUAAAACUUCUGUGUUUGAGCUGACGCAUUAACAUCACUCUCUGAAUAAUGUAUAAUGUCGUGUUUCAGUCCAGCCCCAUAUUCUCUUCUCUGGUGAAACACAGGAAGCAUACAGCCUAACCCAGUCAGGGUGAUCUUUAGCCCUUAUGGUCAUCUCACUCUGUUGUCCAACAUCUUUCUUUAGAUUCCCGUCUUCCUUCUGUUUCUCUUCUCUCUUUUUUCAUGUAUGAUGGAGCUGAGAGCUAUCAUGAGGAAGGAUGGCCAUUGGCCAGUGCUAACUGUUGCGCCUCCUUUAAGCCAAACGUGGAAAGACACUGAUGAGAUGUGCUCAAUCAAUAAACCUGGUUAUAUACUGACUCUCACUGUCCAUUUGUUUCAUGUUUCGGUUGUGGGGCACACUGGGGGUCAACAGAGCAUAAAUAUUGAGAUAGGGGUGUAAUGGUCUGUGUUUCUUUCCUAUCCUUUUCCCCAAGAACACUAGUUCUCUGUGUUUACUUCACAGAAGCCACUAUGCAGAGUCCCUCAGAUACAAACUAAUAUUAUCUGCAAAAGGGCAACUUGCUGCUGAUGGCCAAGUUGUCUAAGCACAUGUCCCAUAUCCAGAGGCUACGCCUCAGGCAGAAAGCCAGGGUUCAAUUCCAGCCUGUGGUUCCUUCCUUGCAUGUUGCUCCUUGCUCUCUCUCUCCCAAUCUCAUUCUCUGCCCAAUGUACUAUCCUCUCAAAUAAAAGCAUGACAAAAACUUAAAAAUAUAUAUACAUUAUCUGCAAUAACCAUGAACUUUGGCACAGCACAAACUCACAGCAACACAUCAUUCAACUUUAUUAAUGAGAUAAAAAAAAGAAGUAAAAACAUGAGAAUUUGUAUAAAUAAUACAGUAAAUUAAUGUACACAAACUGUAUUUACAAAUAUGGACUGUUUUUGUUCAGGUAUUACAUACAAAUUUUUCACUUUGUAUGCCACACACUCACAAAUGCUUCAGUUGUUGGAUAAUGUAUGGAGUUAAAAGUAGAUGUAUCUAUACAGCUACUGCACAAUCUAAAGGGGUCCCAAAAAAGAAAGGAAAUACCUUUUAAACUCUUCACAAUGAAAAUUAAAAGAAAAAAACAAUUGAUUCACAAAUGGCACUUUAAAUAAAAUUACACCAGAACCCCAUAAGAAAAUUCCAAAUUCUGUGCAAUUUGUUUUAUACAAGCAGCCAACAGUUCAGCAGCAUCAAAAAUAAAUCCAUAUUUCAUCAACAAAUUGUAAAAAGACAAACAUACAAAUCAUGCCAAAUAGAAACGAUGUAAACUAUCCAAACUGUUAUCACUUAAAUACUUUAGUGUCAUAUCCAUUAUUACAGUUUUAGGCACCAAACUCCACUCAGUGUUCAAUGUGGUUUCUGCAGCUUAGAAUAAAAAAAGCACAAUAUUUCAUAAUAAUAUGAAAAGAGGAAGAGAUAACAGAGGAGGAAGUGGGAUGGUCAAGAGGAAGAGGCAAACACACUCAAGAGAGGAUUCGGUGCAUAGAAAGAGAUUCAGCUGAAAGUAAAAUAAAUAUAUUGGAAAAAAAAAACGUUAAAAAUAUCCAAAUUUACAUUUCACCAUAUUAUUGUCAGUUUGCAGUUAGUUUUCUUCCUUAUUGUCAGUAUCUGUUCAAAAUUAAGGAGGAGCACAGGUGUAUGUUAGUAGAUCUGACUGAAGAAAGUAGGUUAUAUGAAGCAUUACUGAGGUCUUGUCAGGUCAUGAGACCAAACUUUCAGCCUAGGCGUAACAUGCAAGCCAGCAAUCACAGCUUCUCCAUUCGAACUCUGCAAUCCCGGCUUUCCACUCCUGUAGGAAAACUUCACAGGACCCUUAUAAAGCAACAUAAAUGUCUCAAAUUAGCCCCGUUUGCCAGCAUAAUAGCGGGAGAAGCUCAGUAAAAGGGACUCCAGCUAAGCGUGCUAAUUGAAAUAAGAGUCUGACAUGUGCUCGACGAGAGCCACACCGUCUCCAUCAAGCUGAAGUGGAACAUGCCCAGUGCGAAGCCACACACCAUGUCAGUUAGGUGGUGUUUUCCCAGCAGCACCCGGGACACGCCCACCAGGAAGGCCCACAACACCAGGAGGAUGCGGAGCGGCACAGCUAAGACCAGGUGGGACAGCAGGAACUUGGACACCAUAGCGGCACGGCUGGCAUGAGCAGCAGGGAAGGAGUAGGUGUCCAUGGCGACGCAGUCCAAGAAACCUGGUGUCAUCUCCCAAGGACCUCUGCGCUUAACCAGUCUUUGGACGCCAGCUACUGUCAUGACAUCAAGAACGAGGGCUGUCAGGAGAAAAAAAAAGGACUUAAAUUAAUUGAUUUACUUUAAAAGUAGACCUUAUGAACGUCACAACACAGAAAAAGUCCUGUCUUCAAAAAAAUACCUCAAAAAGUAUUAAAAUGAAGGUGCUGAACAUUUUGUGAAUGGCCAGUGAGAGUCAUAUAUUGUCACAUCUAACUUCAAAGUUGUCCAUACUUUCACAUCACUUAAAAACCGUCAUUUAGUGAGCACUAUCAAAUUUAAUUUAAAGCUCCUGUAAGUAACUUUCAGGCAGUAAAAAUGUUGGCACCCCUUUUGGACAAAGCAAUCAUGGCUUUCUGCUCCUCCACACAAUAAAGCAGAUAAUGAUACUAACAUACUAGAAUGAUAAUCCUGCUGACAUUAACAGUGUUAUUUGGGGCAUGUUGAUAUUAGCGUUUAGCUCCAAUCACUUGUACCCGCAUUUUAGCCUCACAGAGCCAAAUUUAUAUUCUUUGUGAUUCUCAUUAUCAGGUUGACUUUCAACAAAGUGCAAUUAUUUGAUGUGUAGCCUACUCUUUGUGUUAAGUGCCAAUUGGCCGAUUACUUGCAUGUUAACAAGGUAAAUUAAUAUGAAGGAGGUUGAUAUCAAACUGCUAAAACAUGGGCAUGUUAUCAUGAGGCAGGUGCAGCUGCUAGCAUAACUCAUUAUUUCGUCUAAUCUGCGAUACAGGGCUCGACAGUGCAACCAUUUCACUUGCAUUUGCGGAGUAGAUGUGCAUGAAUUCUAAAAUGUAUUCAGGGGCAUUUUAUGUCCCUGGUUAUAACCUGGUUAUAACCUGAGGCAUUACCUGGUUAUAACCUGGUUAUAACCUGAGAUAUUACCUGGUUAUAACCUGGUUAUAACCUGAGACAUUACCUGGUUAUAACCUGGUUAUACACUGAGACAUUACCUGGUUAUAACCUGGUUAUAACCUGAGACAUAACCUGGUUAUAACCUGGUUAUAACCUGCUUAUAACCUGAGAGAUUACCUGGUUAUAACCUGGUUAUAACCUGAGACAAUACCUGGUUAUAACCUGGUUAUAACCUGGUUAUAACCUGAGACAUUACCUGGUUAUAACCUGAGACAUUACCUGGUUAUAACCUGGUUAUAACCUGAGGCAUUACCUGGUUAUAACCUGAGACAUUACCUGGUUAUAACCUGGUUAUAACCUGAGACAUUACCUGGUUAUAACGUGGUUAUAACCUGAGACAUUACCUGGUUAUAACCUGGUUAUAACCUGAGACAUUACCUGGUUAUAACCUGAGACAUUACCUGGUUAUAACCUGGUUAUAACCUGAGACAUUACCUGGUUAUAACCUGGUUAUAACCUGAGACAUUACCUGGUUAUAACCUGGUUAUAACCUGAGACAUUACCUGGUUAUAACCUGGUUAUAACCUGGUUAUAACCUGAGACAUUACCUGGUUAUAACCUGGUUAUAAACUGAGACAUUACCUGGUUAUAACCUGGUUAUAACCUGGUUAUAAACUGAGACAUUACCUGGUUAUAACAUGGUUAUAACCUGAGACAUUACCUGGUAAUAACCUGGUAAUAACCUGAGAAAUAACCAAUUACUUAGUAAUUGCCAAGUAUUUUCCUAAUAACUACAUGGAAAUACAUCACUCCAACUUGUAUCUUCACUUCUACCUCCACUGCUCUUGCUUCUCAUAAUAUUUUUUUUUACUUCUACUCUUACUUCUACCACGAGCUCUACUGCUUUGACUUCUACUUAUUAUAUUCUAAAACUACUUCUACUGCUUACAUGGCUACUAAUAUCACUACUACAACUACCUAUUAUCAUACUACUUCUAGUACUACAACUUAAACUUAUACCACUUCUCACUUUUCUGUGUUUAAAGGUAAUUUUCUUCUUUAUCCAAUUUUUUUUGCAAUUUCAGACAGUUUUUCUAGCCUUAUUCAGCAUGAAUGCAAUUUUAAUUUAUGAAGCACAUUCAUACUAUUUGUACAAUUUUCACUUUCAUCCAACUUCUACUUUUCUUUCUCCAGCCCUUAAACAAAUUUUACAUUUAAACCUUCCUCCAUUUUUUUAGCAGUUUUGCAUUGCUUUUUCAGCACUCAGCUCUCAGCAUUUCCACGCAUUUUCUGCAAGGAAAUGCAAUUUUUCUAGUUAUAUUUAGUUUAACGGAGAAAACAACAGUUGUUCACAUGUAAACAGACACCCCAAUGACCAAGAAUAACCUGUACGGCAUAUUGGUAGCUUUGAGUCCACAUACCAGACAUUUACAGAUGCCUUUAAUAGCUCCACAGCUUCCCCCCAAAAUAUCCUGACAUUGCCGUCUUUAACUUCAUUAAUAGUCUGCUGCAUAUGCUCAUUCAUUGAGCUCUGUGCACAAUUACAACCAGUUUUCUUACACACUGGUCAUCUAGCCCUAUUUCUCAUUCCAGUCACCCACUAGCUGUCCUUAAAGGACCGUUUUAAGCUGAUUCCCAGCGUCUGACAGGCAGACUGGUUAAAUAGUGACGUUUGAGUUUUAAAAUGGAGCAAAAAAUCGAAACGUUUCAGGAAGAAAAUGAAUGAAUAAAGGAGAGGCAGUGAGAUUUUUGUGAAGACUGUGCAGACUCCAGGACUCUACGCUGACCUCUGGUAGUGUUAAAAAUACUGAGGGGGAGCGGAAGGUGAGCCAGGCAAUGACACAUCAGAUUACCAGUGUUAGAAAGGAGCCUGUGUGUGGUUUUCUUCCAAUAAAACAAAAUUCUAAUCUUGGAUUUUGCCCCUGGAUGUGCUCUUAAAAAAAUAACACUUCUCAGUAUUCUUGGCCGUGAAAUAUAGGACAGUCAGCACACUGCAGUGCCAUGCUUAAAGUGAGGCCCCUGUGAGUCAGCACACAGUUAUCGAUCCUACAAAAACUGUUCAGAGCAACUGAACACUUCACUGGAGAGUCACAUCCUGAGUACAGAGCUACUGUUCAAGAGGGGAACUGCUAUAUUGGGAAUGGAAAGUCCAUCGCUAAGAUGAGCAACAGGUGUGGGCAGAUAAGAGGUGCAGUUGAUUGCCACAGAUGAACUUGCAUUGUGAGGAAAUCUGAAACGCCCCGUUUUUCUGAUACCACCAAGAUGAGACCUUAAUACCUCCACUCCUGAGCUUCCUUUCAAUUCCAGAGUGAGUCACUGAUUUAUAACAUAAUUAAAUCUAGCAAAUUACUGGCUUUAUCAUAUGGGAUCUUUUAUAGAGGCUGAUACUGCUGGACUUCUUAUUUACUAAAAAAAGAGUUGAGCUCUAGAUUAAAAAAAAAAAAGCAUUUAAAAUCCCCAAGCUAAUAACAAAGCAGUAUCCCUCUCCCUGAUAUGGCACCGAUAAGAUACUACAGACCUUCAACACCCACCAGUUGUUAUGUAAAGGGAUAUUCCAGCGUAAAAUUAAUUUAGGGUCAGACACACCGUAACACCGAUUUCUUCAUGGUAAUGCAAUCAGACUGAGACGCUAAGGCAGAAGAACUAAUAUGGUGAUUAUUACUUUAAGGAAAUGAUAAAGUAAUGAUUAUAAAUGUUCUUCCUUGAGCUGCGUCACACCGCAGCAGUCCGUAAUGGACUGGUUGAGGUCUCGCUACAAACAAGCAGCUGCUGGAAGAGAGUAGGUGAGUUUUGUUUAGUCUCUUUGCUAAAGAAAUUAGGCAAAGUUAACAUGUUUGGUGGCUAGUGCUUUGGCUGGGACCCUAUAUGUACUGUUGAUGAAGUUAAGCUAUAGAGUGGCGUUUUGGUUGAGGUUUGUUUAUGGCUCAUUGGACCACUGUGUAUUGCUAUUGUGCGGUCGUUACUAAGGUUGGUAUAACUAAAGAAGCAAGCGGUCGGCAACAGUCAUCUCUCCAGGUGGUGUCUAACUCGGUGUUACGGUGUGUUUGACCCAAAAUUAAUUUUACGCUGGAAUAUCCCUUUAAAUCUGAUCUAAUUAACCGUCUUGUACACAUUGACUUCAUAUAAUUCAAUUUUUUUUUUUGCAGUUUGGUGCUUACCAAGAAUGGACAAAGUCUUAGAGAUAUCACUUACUGGUUUUUCAAAGGUGUUGCUAAGCCAAACAAUUGUAGUCGCCAUAUCGUAAAUGGUGUCUCUAUCUAAUUUUCAGUCAACCUGGACACAUACAAAGAGGUGGUCUAUUUGUUUCCAGCUGCAUCACACUGCUGUCAUUCAAUUCAACCAAAUCCCUAAGAAAACAAAUCAAUGUAAACCACUUCGCUUUAACUGCUUCAAUAAAAGGUGAGUUGUAAAAAUGCUCACCCCUCUUACAUCGUGUGUAAGUAAAGGAAUGAGCUAUUCACAACAAAGCUGUUUUUAUACCAAGCAGGAAAUGUAAAAUUAUGCUCUAAAAAAGUCAAAUUUAACCUGGACCUGAUGGAAGUUUCUUGGCUUUUGGAGCCAGCCUUAAGUGGACACUUUAGAAACUGCAGUAUUUGUGCCUCGUUUUUUCACAAUGGGGGAUGUUAAUAUGUGUAGUAAGAUGAAACAACAAAGUUUGAAAAUGUGAAAAACAAAAAGUGGGACAUUGUUGAUCAAAUCUAUUGAUCAUAGGUUAGAAAGAUAAGAGAAACAGACAGGUAAACUAUUUGAAAUGUAUUCUAUAGGUUAAUACUUAUCUGUAUGCUUCACCAAGCACAAUGAAAAAUUAAUCACAGACAACAGCUGCGUGAGCACGGCCUCAAACAGGUAUGUUUGUUGUUGUCUACAUCCCUGAAGUCUCAUCUGAAGGCCAGGGAGUUAGACAUUUCACACUCCUCCUCAUUUCUCCUCAUGAUGCAGCUGCAGUACACUUUUUAUAUGAGAAACAUUUUUUUUUUAAAGACACAGAUCCAUAUGUAUUGAUUUGUGCUGAUUCUGGUUGCCUUGUGGACAAAGUUAUUUGUCUUAUCUCUUGUCCUGAACACGUCCAACUAGUGUUUUCAAAGAAGUUUUUCUCAUAGUUGUCAGUCAUGAUGAAUAUUUGCAGGGUAAAAUGGGAAAGGCGACUCCUCAAGCUUGCUGUAAAUCAUCUUGUACAACAUCUCCUCUGUGGCAGCAUUCAAGUUUUACAAUACAGAAAUAAUCAAUCUAGCUACUUAUGGUCUUGCUUGCUCAUAAAAAGGCAUCACUGUUCACUUCAUCUGUUUCAUGACCAGUUAAAACUCCACACAGGGGCUUACUAUACAAUGUAUUGAGCAUAUAGAGUAAAGUGAGACCUUUCAAGUAUUUAAAGAUGUUAGUUUUACUACAUUUUAACGCUUUAAUAGUUCAACUUCAGCUUCAAACUUAAAAGCAUUGAAACAGAGGAUAUAUUCAUUGUUUGAUAGACUGCUCUGAAAUAACCUCAAUCAUGCAAAGGUGGAUUAAAAUGCAGACAAAACAUAUUUUUUUAGCACAAUUUCAUGCCUGUAGCAUCCAGCACUAGCGCUCCAUGAUUUUCAUUUCUAAAUGAAUGAAUUGUGCAUAAUUUCGAGGGGCCGCAUAAAUUCUUUGAGAAAUGUGGUGACAAAGAUUCAGAGAAAAGGAAACCAGACCGAGUAAUACACAUGAUAAGGACGGGAAUGUCCCCUGCACAGUCAAGGUGUCUGACAUGCUCUGUGGUUGUUUUGACAGUAAAAGUCUUAAUAGGACUGAAGUGUAUCUUCAACGCGCUGUAUGGGAAAUAUUGCUCCACUGCCUGGCUCAUAUGUUAAUAAGCUUAGACUGAAUGAAACCAGCUCUGACAGGCCACUCUGGUCUGAUUACUUUCCUGUUAGGUGAAAACAAAUCAGAACUUCAGUCAGUAUUAAAUUUAAAUUCCCUGAUUAUAGCGCAGUACUUCUGCAAAGCUGUCCCACGGCACUUCUGAUUCCCUUGGCAGUGAAUGUUACAUCUCUUUUAAAAUGCUCUUUAUCGUUUGUGUUUGCUUAUAUUUGAAGAAAUUUGAAGAAACAGUCAGCAUGAAAACAUAAAAAAUUAACAGAGAUCAUAUUGUAGACCUAAUUAUGCUACCCUCAAGAACAAGCGCCUCAUAUGAACCUGCCUUAUACAAAGUUCAACUGCUGUUGAUUCAGUUGAUAUCAAAAGUAGUAAUUGAGAUGUGAUAUUAAGAGGCAUGGUAGUGCAGCUGAUACCAAGGGUGUUCUUUGGCUCUGGGCACUGAGUCCUAAAAAUGCUGAACUGCAUUUUUGUGAAGGAAAUAGACACAACCCAUGAUUAUAAAUACCACUACUUGUCAACUCAUGCUGCGUUCGAGUUACCUCGGAAGUCAGAUGUCGGAGCUGAAAAUGACGUCACACCUGAGUUACAUGUACGAAAGUUAUUUUAGCGCUUACCUUAUAUUCGGACAAGACAAGCGUUAAAAUAACUUUCGUAGAUGUAGCCAUCUUGAGUCCGCCUCCGAUUUUUCUUUUUUCCAACUUGGUAACUGAAACGCUGGUAACUCAGGUGUGACGUCAUUUUCAGCUCUGACUUCUGACUUCCAAGUUAACUCGAACGCAGCCUUAGUUUCCAAGUCGGAAAAAAGCAAAAUCGGAGGCGGAAACAAGAUGGCUACAUGUGCGAAAGUUAUUUUAGUGCUUGCCUUGUCCUUGUUAUAUUUUAAAAAAAAAACAUAUAUGCCUUUUCCGAAUAUAACAAGGACAAGGCAAGCGCCAAAAUAACUUUCAUACAUGGAACUCGGGUGCAACUCCGACUUGGUAACUGAAAUGCUGGUAACUCGGAUGUGAUGUCAUUUUCAGCUCCGACAUCUGACUUCCAAGGUAACUCGAACGCAGCAUCAGUCCUACUCUACAAAUUUGGUGCAAAAUAUUCAGCUAUGACAUAUAAAGACGUUAAAAGAUAUACAACUUUUAUUCUAGAUUUUCUACUUCAGCAACAAGACUGACAGCUUAUAUAUCGUCAUUCUAAAGCUUGAAACUAUUGUGAGGGGGUAGGGUAGGUGUCAGCCAAGCACAUGCAGAAACAGUCCAAUUUUUACGAUCUCUACUUAAAAUAUUCAUAAUAACUGAUUCAUCUAAUUGUCAGAAGUCAGCAGGAUGAGGCUUUUUGUCAAAGAUACAACUUAAGCAUGAAGGGGACAAGUACGAGAAAACUGCACAGGAGAAGCCAAAAUUGACACAAACUGAACGUUUCUCACAGAAGCUUUAGUUGACGUCAGAAUAUAAACGCUUGGGGGUUUUACUCUCAAAUCCCCCGAAGUAUAAGCCUAUAAUGGGCUCUGUGAUACAUCUCACAGCAUGUUGAGAGGGAGGUGGAGAGUAAGAGCCAAACAUGAGAUAAACAUUUAGAUUCAUAGAGAUAAAAUGUUUUUAGAUCUGUGCAGAAUUGUUGGUCAAAACAAUAGCCAACAAGGACAUCAUUUUGGGACCUACCUACUAACUCAUACCUCAAGAAGAUUUUUUUAUGUUUAGGACUUUUUUUUUUUAGAGUAAACAUAUUAUUUACCAGCAAUUUACAGAUGAGGGACCAGGCUAGUUUAGCAGUGUUGUUUUUGUUGACAUUGACGAAAUAUUUUCAUCAAUGUCAUCGUCAACGAAAACAACAAGCAGAAUAUAUGUUUAGUUAUUGACUGAUGAAAUGCUCAUGAAUUUUGCAACUCUGUUCGUCAUCCACCACUAGCGUUUUCGUCUAGUUUCGUCAACAUAAACACAAAUUCGUCUCGUCACAUUUUAGUCAUCUCAGACUUAUGUUUAGCUCGUCAGUGUCACGUCUUUGUCGUGGAAAAAAAGGGGCAUCAACAAAAACAACACUGUAGUUUAGAGUCCUCAUACAAGGUUGCAUCCUCAUCCCAUCCCAUGAUUGAUCACAAGACCUAUUAGUCAUUCAAAUAUGACAGUAUAAACCCUAAAUAAAAUGUGCCCUGUCAGAAAUUCCUGUAUCUGUGUGGCUCAAACAUUGAAAAACCAAAACAAACCAAUAGAAAGUUCUGCAAAGACAUGAGUUUGAUGAGAUGUGGUGCAUUGUGGGUACUCUGCUGAGGUGUUUUGAGUGACUGCAGAGUGUGGUGUGACAUUUACCAAGUAGCAGGUUGACCAGGACCUCUUGCCCAGCCAGGGUGUUACUCCUCGUGAGACACACAAUGGUGCCAAUGAUCCACGUGAUGCCGUGGCCUGUCAGCGCCAGCAGGGCCACCAUGGAUCGGCAGCCUCCCCACGAGGACGACGUGUAGGCGCACACUCCCAUGCGCUUGGACAGGCAGAUGUCAAUAGCGAGGAGGGAGUUCAUGGCUAUCCCCUUGAAUGAAGGGUUCAGCUGCAUGCAGUCCUCUUCGGGCAUUUUGCUGGACUCUCUCCGGUCCUUGCUGCCGCUGUCGGUGGGUUCUUCAUUUGAUUGGCUCGUCUGGUGCUUCAUUUGACCCGGUCUCCUGCCGCUUCCCCGACUCUCAGAGGGGCUGGGGCCGCCACUGCUGCUGCUGGUGCUGCCGCCGGCGCCUGCGCGGGGGGGCUGAUGGUUCAGGGACAUGAACUCAGGUCUGCCCAGGACGCUGUUCCUCUCCCGAGCCCUGGACCUCACAUUAUAACUAGAGGGCAUCUUUGAAUAUGGCCAAUUUGUCCUCUAUGGCUCUCCAGCAGAUGGUUCAAGUGGUGCUGGAUCACCACGGCACUGAAAUAUCCCGGGAUACAACCCCCUCCUAACUGUAGUCCUCCCCCUACUCUGGCCUUAAUAGAUAUAUUUAGACCCACUGGAAUGCGCGAUGGCCAUGCUGUUUAUACCACCAGCCGCUGUAUUGAAUGGCAUUAGUCUCAGCCAAUCCACUGAAACACGAUCUGCAGAACGGAGAUAGAAUAACAACAUCUUGUUACGCAAAAUAUGGUCCAAGUAAACAGCUGGACGGUGCUUUAGUGCGUGUGCUGCAAGCUAGAGUAGCUAUUGUGCAAGAUUACGUAAAAGAUGUUGCACCUUACCCAGCGGAGGAAGAAUACGAGGUAAACAGUCAGUCCAACUCUUUCAUAAAAUUAGUGACUGCGAGAAGAAAAAUGUGAAAAUAGCUCAGCAAGCGAAAUCCGUAGUAUUUAUUAGUGAGCCUCCAUCGUCAACAAAGGGUGAAGACGACGCUGCCAAACCAGUGCAGCGUUUGCUUCUUCCGGAUUUGACGUAAUUUACGCACGGUCUUGAUUCAAGUUCUGCGGUGCGCUCUGGCGUGGAGCGGACUUCUCCAAGGUGCUUAAACAGACAGAGGCAGGAAAAAGGAGUGAGGUGUUGAGGCUUGGGCUUUGUGUCAGCAACAAAGGAGGGGUACUGAAAAUAAGACUUGAUAAUAAUGAACAAAAAAACAACAUAGAUUAUAGGGGAGAGUGGGGUAAGUUGAGCCAAAGGCUUUGAAAUGGUAAAAGAAAUUGAUCAUGUGACCAAAUAUUUAGGAGAUGGGCAUCAAUUCAUGGAGUCUGAAAGUUAGAGGCACAUGGGUGAAGGGGUAAGACAUUUAUUUCCAAAAAAAAAAAAAACCAAAAAAAACAUUUUUCACUCUUGAAAGUGACUUUAGUCUGUCAUAAGUUUUAUUAGAAUUGUGUUCAGACCAAAAAAUAUCAUUUUAAAUUUGUUUUAUACAUCAAUUGUGGUGUCUAGUCACCAUUUUAGCUUAGAGGAUGAAUAAAGUCAUAAUAGUUGUUCUGGGCUAAGUUGAGCCAGUGUCUCAACUGAGAAAGUAAAGGAGUCUGAUGAGAGGAUCAGAGUUUCAGUUCAGAUUGUUGAAAUGUUUUACUUUUUCUUUUCAAAAAUACAUCUGUGAAUGUUCUGAAUCACUUAAAGACAUUCUCAUGUUAAAAUGGCUUUUUAUUAAACAGCUUUUUAGCAGUUAAAUGCAAUAAUAAUAAAGAGAAUUACUGUACCAGUUGAAUAGCGUAUAAUAGAUAAAAAUACAAAUGAAUGUGAAGAAGUGAGUGUUAUUUAGGGAGAGAGAAGGUGAGGGAGGGCUGGGGUGGAGAGUGGGGGGUUAGUAGGGAUACAGCUCAACUUACCCCGCUCCUGUGGUCAACUUACCCCAUACACGGGGUAAAUUGACCAUAGGAGACCACUUUUUUUUGGCAUGCUAUAUUAUCAAGAGAGUUAUUAUUAUUAAGAUAUAACAGAUAAUCUAUUGAAAGUUUCAGCUUUAUUUGUUACGUAAGAUAGAUAGAUAGAUAGAUAGAUAGAUAGAUAGAUAGAUAGAUAGAUAGAUAGAUAGAUAGAUAGAUAGAUUGAUAGUAGAUUUCUUACUUUGACAGUGUUUACUAGGGCUGGGAUGAUGUGCUUUUCUCCUAUUUCGAAACAGUUGAAUGAUUAUGAUUGUCUACUGACUAUUCCAGGAACCAUAUCUCCCCCAAAAUAUACUUCACAUGUAAUUCAGUUUUUAAGAUUUAAGGUCCUUACACACGGGGCGUUUUUUUCACACAAUUAUUUUGAACAUCAAUUUUUUUUUUCGAAUCCGUAUCCUGUCAAUACAAGCGUUCACAUCAGCGACGUUUUCCCGUCCUGCGAUAUUGUGGUAUUUAUUUUUUCGUAUCACGGUUGAAUUUUCUAAAGUUUUACAUACUGUAUGUCCACUUCUGACCAAUCAGAUUUCAUGUUGUUGUGACAUCAGAUUCACCGGUAUAUCCAACAUGGCCGACCGGCUGAUUGUUUACUUCAACUUCAACUUUCAACUUCAUUUCAUUUAUAUGGCACUUUUCCUACAAGUUGUAACACAAAGUGCCUAACAAAGCAUAAAAAGAAAAUGAAACAUUAAAAUCCCCAAGAAAACCCCAAACCUCCCACCCGCACAAUUAUACCCAUACACACACCCGUGAACAUAGACAUACAUUUCCACACACACAACUUCACAUACACACGCACCUACACAGUUCGCAGCUGAUGGUGAGGAGACAUGACUGGGCACUGAAAUCUGAGGUGAGGAAGACGCUACCUUUGGGGGCGGGGGGACACGUCGUUUACGUGUCGGAGAACAGAGUGAUUUUUGAUAAAAGACACAAACAUUACAAAGAUCACAACCUGUGGAGAGUCAUAGCGUCGGAUCUCUCAGGGCGAAAGUUUGUGUGCUUUAACAGUUUGCUAAACGUCUUUGUUUUAACUUUCAUCUGUGCUAAGUAACUUUAGCUCGUAAGCUAACCUGUUCAGAUACAACAUACUAUAUGUAUUUUCACUGUCUCAAACUCAAUCGUUGCUGUCACAGCACCAUUAGGUCUCGGUUGUUACCUUGCAUUUAUGGAUUAUAGUUUAAUGUGCUUAUCAGUCUGCUGUUGUUUAAGUCUUCUCGCUUUGCACUUGAUGUGUAUAGUCAGGUGCUUCAAAAUUCACCUCAGAAUAUUUUGUAGUUUCGUGUCAUAUAUUUGUCCCGAUGUGUAAGGACCUUUAUUCUUAAAUUUAAACAAAAAAAAUGAUUUUUGAACAUAAAAAUCUAUUCAAAAAUUGUGAAUCAAACAAUCGCAAUACUUAUGUGAAUCGACUUUUUCUCCCACCCCUAUUAUUUACAGCAAAUAUUCAACUGGAACUUCUACGCCUCCAUUUCCCAGCAUGCCUGCAGCUUAGAGCGGAAGUGUCGUCUCAAAGAUACUUAUAAAGCUGCUUCUCAGGCAGCUGAGAGAGACCAAUGCGUAGCGGGGUGAACCUGCCGUGGCAACGAUGGGACGAGCACCGAGAAAUGACAGCUCGUGCGGGAGGAAUUGAAGCUAAAACUGCGUCCACGCACAGACAGGAGCACGGCGGCUGCGUGUCGAACUAUGUGACAUCUGACAUUUGUCCUCCCCUACGGAGUCGUUACUAUGGUUUCAUUUCUUUUCAAAAUUAAAUAAUGGAUCUGGCGACAUGGGUUCUGAAGUUGACCCGGCGAUGUCCUCUGGAUGUUGCAGUGCUGCCCAGUCUGAAACUCGACUAGAUUUCAGCGCCCGUGGACAUGCUACCUCUCUCCGUGGGACGGUGAAAUACAGUUGCAGCUGUAGUGGAGGACUAACGGGAGCAGCCGGCGUGCUGGAGAUAACGGAAUUACCUCUCUGACCGAAGAAACUGUGUGAGCCAGCGCUCAGUCUCAAUUUGCUCCAGGAUCUCGCCCUGCUGAGGAGACUUUCCUGUGAAUUGUUUUAUAGGUAGAUUUUUUUUUGUGCAUGUUGUUUUUUGAUGGCUAAAAAUAGAUCACAAUUCAUGCACUUGCACUGCAUGAGCCUUUAAUCCGCACGCUCAGUGUAACGCUCUUAAAUCGUCAAAUUACACUUUUUAUUGUGAGGAAUUGGGGCCACAGCGGAUUAAAAGGACAUUAGGCUGCUGCGCCCAGAGUGAGCGUCACAUCUAAAAUGCCAUUUUGCGUUUUUAACUGUCCGGCUAGGAUUUUUGACAUCAACUGGAUGUAGAUUUUAAGCCACUGGGUAGCCCCUGUUUUUUUUCUUUUUCAAUGACACACAAGACGCCAAGAUGUAAUGUUAUCUGUUCGUGUUAAUUAUUAAGUUCAUAAUUACCUUCACACUCAUACACGCACCUUUCCAACGGAUAUGUGUCGCCAAAAAGUCAAGUGUUUCGUGUGAAAGCGCAUAGGAAGCAUUGGCCUGUGAGCUGACAGCAUGGAAACAUCAUAACACGGAUAAAGAAAGUCACUGUACCUUCGCUUGUUUGAUGAAGUUGCUUUUACGCACCGGAAAGCAUGCGCUCUCUUGAUUUCAAGCUUCUUCUCUAGGCCCGUCUUCCUCUUUUUCUUUUUCCUUCUUUAUCUUCUCAUGUGAGAAUCAUUUUUGAUCAAAGAUGCAUGUUUUUUUACGAGACAGUCUGUUAUAAAUAAGCACCUUUUUUCGUCUUUUGGACACUAUGAUGUGGUUCCAACUGAGGUAAUCUUCUUGCUGUUUCCAUGCGUCUUUCUUCUCCUCCAGACCUCUGGACGUUGUUGUGGAUUGUGUUGCUAUUUAAUGCAAUGGGCUGUAUCCAGAGUAUCAGGUGUAAACCCAAGAGUUUCCGAGACAGUAUCAUCGUCCUGGAGGUGAACAGUUCCAUCGACCCCAACCCCACCAGCAUCGAUGAGUCAUCCAGCGUGGUCCUGCGCUACCGGACGCCACACUUCAGAGCAUGUGCCCGGGUUCUGGUGCCGCCAGUAGCCGGUAAAGAGACAUGGACCAUCGGCUGGAUUCAAGCGUGUAACCACAUGGAGUUCUACAAUACGUAUGGGAACAAAGGGAUGUGAGUACCACGGCUAUCUGUUCACUGAGAUGUCAGGUUUUGGGCGUAUUCUUGAUUUCUUUCUGGAUUUACUGAAGCCAUCUUUAUUGUUACACAUGUAGAAGAGAAUUGAAUGUUAACUCUCUUUUGAAAUUCUUGUCACAAACGUCCCAGAGACCAAGGUGACAUCUUUGCAUGUUAGUUUUAUUGCUGUUAAAUCCUAAACCAAAAAAUCAUCAUUUAUGGCAAACAACAGCUGGAAAUCUUACUAUUUAUUAAGACUGAGACCUUUUUUAGGAUCAUUUAGUUUAAAAAUGUCAGAUUAGAUUGGUUGGUGCUCAUAAUAGUUACUGAUAAAAUUCUAUGAAUCUAAUAAUCAGUUGUUUGUUUCAUAUAUAAACAUAAUUUUGUCACUUACAACAUGCUUACAUGACAUUUAAAGAAAUACUUCAACCCAGACUACAAAUUACAAAUUAAACAAAGAGUUUACGUUGGAAGAAUGAAUACUCAAACCAUAGAGAAACCCUGCUCAACUUUGGCACACAUUUUCAAACUUGUAAACUGGUCUUAAAAGGAUAUUUCAGUUUAUUUUCAAGGGCAAAGUUAUGAUGAAAUACUUAGCUCUCCUGUUUUUGUCAUGCAAAUAAGGCUGAAAUUAUUCUUCAGUAGGAAUUUGAGGUAGUGAAACUUUAUGUUUGGGUGCAGCUGGGUCAGCCAGUUGCAAAGUAUAGUGGUGGGAUCAUAAUAUUUACAUUUGUAUUGAGCAGAAGAGGUAAGAGAUUUGCAGCAAACUAAUAAAUUGAAUUUUCUGUGUGUGCUCUUUCAAAUUCAAUCAGUAGCUCGGUUAUCUGCAGUAUGUGGGCUCCAGGCUUUGUGCCUGCAGGCUACAAAGUACUUCAGACUCUGACAGAUAUGAGAAUAGGACAUUGUAAUGGAAAAUAAUUACUCUGACCUUUCCGAGCAUGUACUUGUCGAUAUAUAGUUAUUGUGCAAUCGUGGUCAUUAAAUACACAAACAUGAGUGAAAUCAGCUUUAAGUAUUUACUUAAUGACACAGUGAUAGCAUCUUAGUGUUUUCCCUCAGAGUUAGAGUGUGUUUGUGUGCGAGAUAGAGAUAGGUCGAAUGUUAGAUGAGUAGCGUUUGUACUAUAUCCUGUAGUGAGAAACCACAAGCUAACAUGCACCCAGAAUGUUCUUUAUCUGUAGUCACUGCAGCUGAGGAUGUGUGAGUGCUGCAUGCCUGAGAUUAAGGGCGCAGUCACCCCCCACCCCAUUAUGGCCACACAUGGGUGCGUGUGUGUGAGAAAGACAGUGAGAGAACACUCUUACCCUCCAGAAGUCCAAUGGGCUCCUAAAUGACAUGUAGUACUGUUAUUUUCAUUCAAGCUACAUGUUUUUUUUAACCACAUUACAGAAUAAGAUAUGAUUUAUCAAGAAGAAGCUUCAUCACUCAGCUGCCUUUUAUUAUUCAGUUGAUUUUUUUUCUAUACAUAAUCACAGAGACAUACAGAUUCUCAGACUGUCUCCCUAUUUUAAGCCCAGAAACAUAAAAUUGGAGAUACUAGCUCACAGUGCUCUCUGCUUGAAUUGAAUAAAAACAGAGACAAAAACAAAUAAAAAAAAACAGACUCAGACAGUAAUAUCUCAAAACGGGAAACUCUGACUCAAACAUUCAUUUUUUAAAGUUAAAUGUUCCCAAGCAGUGUUUUUCAAGACAUUUAAAGCUCCUGUGAGGAAUUUAAAGUUAGCUUAUCUUUUUGCUGGUCUUGCUACAUGUAGUGCCCUCUAAAAACUAAAACCGAAUCUUAUUUUCCCUUUUUUCACAUUCAAAACUAAGCAAGUCUACUGUAAAUUACCAUUUCUGACACCUACCCCCUGGCAGCAGCUACAUUCUUUAAGAAAAACAAGAAGAAGUCAUCUGUCUUGUGGUCUGGUUUGCUAUUUUAUGUCAUUUAGAAGCAUCAGUAUUUGUAUCUGUCUGUCAUUACCUGGUUAAAAAUCCUCACAGGAGCUUUAAAAACACAAGAAAUGUGCUUUAAGUCGCAAAGACGGGAACUGACAUGUACCCAAGUUUGCAGCCAUCAAACACAAAAUUAAAAAGUUUGUCAAAAAUAUAAUGUUCAAUAUAGUAUCCAUAUAUACAAAGAAGGACUGUGUUCACAAGCUUGAUCAAACCAACGUGGAUGUAACUGAUACCUGUUCAUACAUACUGUAUAGUGCUAUAUAUAGGUAGGGGUUUUGGAAUGUAUCCACCCACCUUGCAGCAGUGUUGUCAGAGGCAAAUCCCCUGUUCAUGCAGUGUUUCAUUAAAAUUUCAGCCCCUGUAGCGCUCGCACUCAAAAAAUGUACUUUUUAUACCUUCAUAUAUUAAAGUCGUAAAACUUCACGAUCGCCGCCAAGGCCACAAUUCUCAAUGUUCAGUUUUUAAAUCCCUCUUAGGAUGCGAGAGAUGAGUCUGCUCUCACUGCUGAGAUUCUCAUACUAAGUAGUUUCUUUGAUGGCAAUAAAGCUUGGGCGUGCUGUAAUUGGACAGAACAGCUGAGGAUGGUAAUGAGGAUGAUUUCUCAGUUGGCUUUAGAUGAUGUAUUUGGGAUUCUGGACACAUUCAUCCUUUCUCCUCUGGUCUGCUGUCCUUGUCUUUUUGAGGAUAUAGUGUUGCGGGUUUGGACUGUAUGUGACUCUAAAAUUGUGUGAAUGAAAAAUGGGAAAAUAAAGUGAUACUGUAAUAUCGUUGCAUUGGAUAGAGACCAAAAAGACAAUAUGGAGAGACAUCCAGCCAUAUUUUAAGCGUUCAACUAAUUUUUAGCAAGCAUUACUGGCAAGCCAACAUUUUGGUUUAGUAGCUUGCAGGACCGUGUUUCAGCACAAAACAACAUAUCGAUAAACACAGCAUUAGACUUCAUAGCCUUUUAGCUUCCUACUUAGUGUUUAACAAGACAGAAGACAAUCUCUGCCUUGAAAAUAAUGUAAAGUAUGAGUCCAAAAAUGAAAGCAAAGUCAUGAUUCUUGAUAGAGUAUAUGACAGUCUUUACAGACUCAUACACACUCUCAGAACAAUAGGUAGAGACUCUUAAGCUUGCUGUAAUUGGUUAAAUACCUGCCUUGGUGGCCAAUUUCAUCAUUUCUGCUCCUGCAAAGUUAAUUCAGUCUUCACCAUCUGUGAAAUUAAGCAUUUCACGAGUGCCUUUUUAAAGUCUCAUCAACAGAUGCAAAUGCAUGCAAAUGAACAAAGUUGCAUAAACAGGAAAUGAGUUGUCUACACUUUGCAGAAAUGUCCUCAGUGACGUAGUUUACAAGCUUUUGUAGUCAGCUUUUAACCCUUUUUCUACUCACUAAUCUCAUAUGGUCAGCUUUUAGCCCUUGAAAUCAACUCCUAUUUGAAGUUCUUUUUUCUUUUCCUCAAAGUUGAUGCAAUCUUAACAGUGUGGUGUAGUAAAGCAGAUACUUUUUAAAUGACUUAAGAGCCGUCACAAAGGAAGGGUUGGUAACAAGUUUCAAUACUCAAAGCACAGGGCUGGUCUCCUGAGGUUAGGGGAAACUGGUAAACUGGGAAGUGCAACUCUGCAUGACUGUAAAGGUUUUCAGCCUUUUUAAGCCCUUCACACGAACUCCUAUUACAGACACCAGCAGUCAUGUUCAAAAUCUGUUCAUUUGGCGCCGCCAUGAUAAAAUAUCUUUGAGUUUUAUUUAUCUGGGUGUAAUAUAUCAAAGAGAAAAAUGCCCUUCUUAAAUCUGAGCUGUCAUUGUUCAGUUUGAUUGCUCAAGUCUGCAUCUGCAGUAAAGUUGCAGAGGCGAGGCUUUUGACCAGCGGGACCUCCAUCCAGACAUGCCAUUUAUUACCCUCAUUGCAGUGCCCACAACCUCGGUUUUAAAGUGCUGCGCAUUGGCGCUCGUUGUUGCUAGGUUAUGAAAAUUGUCCCGUGGCACUCCAGCCUCCCUUUAUAAUAACCGUUAAGUCUGUUUUGUAACGCCCUGUAUGUGUUCAUUUUUGCCUUUAUGCUAUGGCAGUUUACAUUGAAAAUGGAGACGAGACAGGAAUCAUGUUGAAGUAUUAGAAACAGCUCCAGACCUCUUGCUCUAGAGAAGUGGUUCUUAACUGGUCCUUAAGUAGCGACCCACUUUUAUGGAAUUCAAACCAAGCGAAUUUAUUUUUUAUUAAAAAAAACAACAACAACUUAAACUUAAACCUUUAAAGACUCUAAUAUUUAACAUAAAUCCACUUGUUUUAUUGAGUAAAGUGCAUUUCAGAGCACAUAAAGGGGACAACAUGAGGACAACUACUGAAGUUGCACAUACAGAAAAUAUCAAAUAUCUAAUAAAUAUCGCAUUAGAUAUUUGCUUUUUUGACCAGCUGUUUGUCCCACCCCUUUUUGUUAUGAUUGGUCAGCGAUGGAGACAGGACUUUGAUGAGUGUGGCAGCAAAGAGAAAAGGGUGCUGUGAGCGCGGCGGCUAAAAUCUGUUGAUGCAGAGAGUUUUGAGGGGCUUAAGGCACUGAGCGCUGAAAACACUGAACUGCGUUGGUUUUGUCCAGAAAAGAAGUGCUCCCGGUGCAAAAUCAGCUUCUUUGUACUCCAGCUUUGUCCUUCACUCACCUAGCUAUACACUUGCCAUGAACACGAUACCUUUGACUAACUUUAUUACUUUUCACUAAGUACUUAAACCAGUCAUCCCCUAACGUUAGAAGUCACGACAUGAGAGUUUAAUACCUGAUGUAAAGCAGUUCAGUUUCUGUAGUGAAUCAUUUUCAACAUCUCUGCAGUUUUGUCGCUGACACUCACACCACUUAUUGCAGACCAUUUGACUGUGACAAAGCUGGUAGCGAUGACACAAGCAGGAAGUGAGCCACAUCUCUGCAGUGCCUUCUCCUCUUGUGAUCAGAGUCCCUCAGCUGCUAGAUGACACCACAUUGCAUCUGUGCGCUGUCUGAUAUGAUUGAUGCGCUUUUGCUUUUUCUCCACUCCGCUGCCGCUACAUUAUGUUCCCGCUGACUGCUUGUUCAUGCAAAGGACCGAGUCUCACUUCUCCUGUCAAACAAACAUGUUUACAGACAAUGUGAAAUUCUCAUGAAUUAUACAAAGAAGAAGUUUUCCAAAGAAUCAGAUGCAGAAAUUUGCUUGCAGUGUUUCGGUAUUGGAGCUGUCUGAGGUCAUGACAAAAUGGAAAAUUGCUGCAAAUUGUUUUGGACCAGCUGAGAGGAUUAAGUGAUUUUUUUUUUUUCCAAACAGAAGUGGACAUACACGCACACAAAAGCACAGUUGCACAGCCAAACACACACACACACACACACAAAAUCUCACAAACACACGGGCCAGCUAUUAUCAUGCCCGACAUGCUAAUCUCCCCCCCUGGGUGAAUACAUAAAUCACAAUACGAGGCCAGGCCAAGCAGGCAGUAAGUCAUGUGGCUGGUGAUCACACUGUUAUCUCCUCAGUCCUGCUGAUCCUCAGUAACAGGGAAUGAAAGGUGAUCUUGUUCCUGCUGCAGGCGGAAAAUCAAUGACUGGACACGCCAGAGGUACCAGGUCACUUAACUUUUAGUGCCGCCUGCUGUGCGUGUCUCAAUAUUUUACUGUUGUAUUGUACUUUUACCCAACAGUUUGAAAAUUGGUGGAAAAUCCAACUCCGUUAAAAGGAAGCCUCGCUUCACUAUUUAGAUGCUAAUUCCCUGUACAGAAAGGAUUAGACAUGGGAGCUUUUUACAUGAGAUUUCUUUUGAAUUGGUUCAGUGUGCUGGGGAGGAACCGAAAGGAAAGUUAUGCUUUGUUACAACUUUUGGCUUGUUUCUUCAUUUGUACUCAGAUUUUUUUGGCAGCCUAUUACAGGCGACAAAAUAAAAACACUUAUGAAAGAAAAAGGCAGAGCUGUAACAAGGAUCCAAGAAUAUAAGACAAAAAGACAAAAGACAAUCCAGACUCCGGUUUUUGUUUCGUCACUUAAGAAAAGAGGGCUUCAUUGAUAGGUGAAUCCUCAUGUGUUACUCUUUUCUAUUUCCAGGUCGAGUUGGGAGCUCCCCGACCUUCGUGAUGGGAAAAUCCAAGCCAUCAGUGACUCAGACGGGGUCAACUAUCCUUGGUAUGGCAACACCACAGAGACCUGCACUGUAGUAGGCCCCACCAAGAAGGACAGCAAGUUUACUGUUAGCAUGAAUGACAAUUUCUACCCCAGCGUGACCUGGGGCGUCCCCGUCAGCGACAGCAAUGUGCCUCAGCUUAGCAGCAUCCGCCGCGAUCAGAGCUUUACCACCUGGCUGGUGGCGAUCAACCAGGCCACGUCGGAGACGCUCGUCCUGCAGACAAUCCGCUGGAGGAUGCGGCUCCACAUCAAAGUGGACCCAGAGAAACCUCUGGGUAACCGGGCUGUCCUGAACGAGCCUGUGGCCCAGGAGCAGCCUCAGAUCUUGGGCAAGAAUGAGCCUAUUCCCUCUAACGCCAUGGUCAAGCCUAACGCCAAUGAUGCCCAGGUGCUGAUGUGGCGGCCAAAGAAUGGUGACCCCGUGGUGGUCAUCCCACCCAAAUAUUGACCUGCUUCACUGACCAGACUGGCCUUGGAUACCUUAACAGUAUCAUCUCUUUUUAUUUUGUCUUUUUUUUGUUUCUGCUCGUCACCAGCUCUCACUGCUUUAACCUUUUCCCUCCUUUUUGCCUCAAAAUUCUCCUUUUUUUAUGUUUAAAACAACCGGAAACAAAGGAAAAAAAAAAAUGGCCGAGACUUAGAAACCAGCUUUGAGAAGAGGAAGAAGAGCUGGAGAAAGCUUUGAGUCUGGGGCUUGGAUUUUAAAACUGGAGCGAACAAACUGCAACCGUUCUACCUUCAAACUGGGUCGGGUCGCACUGUGCUAAAUGAAAAUCAUUGCAAAAAUGAAAAACUCGAGAAUUUCUUUGUUUGUUUUUUUUAUUUCAGUUUUAUAUAUUUUGGCUGAAAAGGCCUCUUGUAUUUUGGUUUGUGAUUGUGGGUGAAUUCAAGUAUUUACAUGUCUAUAGACGUGUACAAACCUUGUGUAUGAAUACCAGUUGUGUUUUUAUUUAUAGGCUGGGAGAGAGUGCAUUGAAUUAUAUUUGUUGAUAUUGUCCUGUAUUACACAAGACAAAUUGUAUUGGGUGACAUACUAGAUUUUAGUACUUUUUUUAAAAACAUGCAAGACAUUCAAUCCAUGCUGCCUUAAGUUUACAUCGCUUUCCACUGCAAACGUAUUAGCCUUAAACAAAGUGCAAUGCAGUAUUUUGUUCAUUUGUCCUGUCUCUUCCAGACCGUUGGUGCUGGCAUGUGUGGGUUUAGGACAGGAAUGACACCACAGAAGAAGACCCAGGGGUGAGGUCUGGGCUUUAAAAGGUUGAGUUUUCGAUGUAUUAUUUGAAAAGUAGAAUUAACUCCACGUGUGGACAGCUAACUGUGUUGUUUUAACACAUAAAAACACCAGAAAAGCCAAACCUUGUCAACAGCAAUCAAAACAGGAACAUGAGAUAAUCACUAAAACAAGAGCCGCUCAAAAGUACUCCUCUGUAAGCCUUGUUUGUUUCUUAUAUCCGGCCUGUAGGCAGUUAUAGUAUUCGAAGUCUAGUCACAGAUUUUCCUUUCAGUACAACAUUUCAUCUCAGGGCCCUACUUUCACUUCCCUCUCCUCGUUUUUUUUACUGUCCUGUCUGGCCUCCUCUUUUGUGCCAUUGUGAAUUUCUGAGUGUUUGCACUGCUGUCACUGAAGGAUCAAUACUUUGAUUAAUUCGCAUUAACGGGGUAAAUAUCUUGUGAUAACCAGAGAAUAGAAACAGCAGUGUAUCCGUUAUUUUUUUCCUUUUGUCAGACAAUCUUAAACACACUGUAUUUAUUCUUGUUGUCCAUCUUGAAAUCAGAAUCACCCCUUCAUUUAUUAUUUCUAUUAUUCAGAUGAAGACAGGUUUGUAGCUCCUGUUAACAUUGUUUUAGUCUCAUACCCUCACAACUUUUCUACACCAGAGUUUUCCCUCCCCCUCCCGCCCAGCCCUUGCCUUUCUUUCAUGUUGUUUGUAUCUGUUGUCGAGGCUGAAAAGCAGAGCAGAGGAGGCAUGCAAGUUUGAUCCCGACUGCUCAGUUGGCAUAUAGAUGACCCACUUCCCCUGCUUUGCAGUUGCAACUCUUGCUGCAAAAGUGUGGGGCUUGUCUCCCUUUAUUACACCACCAGCAAAUGUGAAACACAAACACACAGUUCUGUUCAGCUAAGUAUCAUUGAUAGAUAAGAUGACGCCCAAUAAGCUGCUAAUCCGCGAGAUGGGCUGCAAAUCUAAACUUUUUCAAAAGCAUAGGGAGAAAAAAUGAGUCGAUUAGCUUUUUAUCUGCUUGUCAAGAGAAAAGAUGAGGGUAAUAAGCAAUUUAUGGUCACAUACUUUUCUUAAAGCUCUCUUGAAUGGCUAUUUUUUAUUUUAAAAUGCAGAAAAACAUCUCACAAAGGCAGUAUUUCCACUAAGUUCCCAAUGUUUUGGCUCCAAUCAAAGAAAAGAUCAGUGAGUUUAACCCCGGUGUGUAUUUCAAAGAUCAAUAAGCUGCUGCUGUUUCAGCCUAUUAGCAUCUUUUUACCACAAACUGUACAAGAUUUAUCCAUCAGGAUUUUUCCAGGCAUCAUUCCUGUCAAAGAUUUAUGCCUGUUUGCUUUCUUGCGCAGAAUCACAUCAGUAGAUAGAUGCUAAUUUCGUGCCCGGAGGGUAUAUGGCUGUACACAGCCAGCAAUUUGCUUGGCCUAGCGAGACCAAAAAAGGGGGGAACAGGCAUGCUCAGCCCUGUACAAACGUAAUAGCUCAAACCAGAUCCUCUUAACUCCAACAACCAACAUGAGCCAUGUUGUUUACUGCAACCUUAAAAAAUCCAAAGUGUAGAAAGGACUCUUACAAACUAUUGGUCAACAGUGUGCUCUCCGUCUUAAAGCUAGGCUAGGCUAGCAUAUUUCCUGGUGGUAGCUUUAUCUUUGGCAAAUAAAUAUAAGUUUUAUAACAAUCAUCUUACCUAGUUAUCAGCAAAAAAUUCUACAAAAUGUAAGUAAAAGAACAGUUUUGAAUCAAACUGUGCAGAAAUAGCAAACUAACAGUUUUGCUGAGAAUGACUGAUUUAGGGCCCGUGUCCAUAAACUGGGUCCACAAACCCUUUAUUUUUUUUGUGCUGGCAAACGCAAGACUAUAAUUAUACCAGCAAAGUGACAGAAAACAGCUGACACUGAGACGUUUUUUGAGCUCAAGGGUCUUGAUGCACAGAAAACACUGUGAGUGGACACAGGCCCUAAUUUAAGUCUCAAACAUCAAUUUCUCUCACCGUGCGAGCACACACGACUAUAUUAGACCUUCCUGUUCAGCUGUGUUACCACAAUAGCCUGAGCUUGGUUUCAACAUGACUCUGUGGUGAAGAUAGAAGUUAAAAGGCUAUUGGGGGACUGCUGUCAUAAUUAGAUCUGCAGUGACACACUUGCGUGCCCUAGAUGGACCCAACUGUUCUGAGGCGUGCCACGGAACCUAAGGGCACGCCAGAGCUAGGGGUGAUGUUUAAGCGAAGUCAAAUAGCAAAGGUCUGGGUCAAAGUGGCUCUGUGGAGGGGGGCUGUCAAAGUCCUAAAUGUACCCAAAGACAGUGGAGUGGCCGGAAGGGGAAUGAAUAUAGAGGUGACAAUAACUUUAAUCUUUUUAGACAUUAGCACCAGCCGGAAAUAACGUUGACAUUUUGCCAAACACAACUUAGAUGUCAACCACAAAAAAAGCUGUGGUUCACAUUUGGACUCUGCGACCCUUCGCCAAACGUAGCGCAGGGCUAUUUUGGCAUAGCGGACUGCCUCAUAGUGUCUCUUACUGUGACCUAUGGACACUGAUAGUACUCAAGCUGGCCUGAAAGUAAUGUAAUUAAACCCUGACAUGCAGAGUAAGCCGCUCGCACUAUGUGUGUGUGUGCGUGGGAAAUCCCAUUUGUGGGGAUUUAGGCAGGAUGGAUAGUUUCUCUGAUGUGUUGCGACUGUUGUUUGGUCAUGAUUCUUCCUCUUUCUGACUUUCUCUCUCAUACAAACAGACAGAGCAGGGGAGGUAACGUCCUUGUCAGUAAAUAGGGACAGAGCUCGCCCACCCCCCUACACACAUACACAAACUCACACACAAAUAUACACACAAAAAACACCUCCAGGGGAAAGGAGCAGGCCUGGCAUGGUAUCUGAUUGUCACAGCAGUGUCACAUUGGCAGCGUGAACUCAUUUGUCGGCCCUGCACGUGGCCCAUCUGAUGAACACAUGCACAUGCUACAAAGCCAUAUGCACAAACACACACUUGUUUACUUGUAUGUAAACUGGAGUAGUGAAAUGGGAGCUUGGAGUGUUGAGGCUAUUGCUUCGGUGUCUGUCGUUUAUAGGCAGGUUUUCAUGUUAUAUUUUAGAAAAAGGGCACUAAAUUGUCUUCUCUGUGUGUGUGACACUGUUGAAAAGUGUCGAUAAUUUGUAUUUUAUGUUCACAUAUAUGAGCUUCCUUAACAAAGCCACAGAAAAACAAAGUUGCACAUUGUUGGUACGCUGUAUGGAAGGCCAGAAGUGCCAAAAAUUGGAUCAAGCCAAAACCUAUGCAGUAGGCCUCGUUGGGCAUUGUUAUUGACACAAAAAUCCUCUUGGCACUAAAUAACAAGCCUGUCCUCAGUUGUUGUUGAUAAUUUGAUGCAUUUAUAAUAAUAUAUUUACAUGGAGAACUAUUAAAAUAUAGAAGGUGUGUUUGUUGAUGUGCUUUCUGCUUAUGAGGCAGUGCCAAGUGAACAAGUCUCCUGUCCUAAACCCACGCCGUUAAAGUUCUUCUGAGGGCUGCUAUCGUUUCUUCACAUCUUCAUGAAGAUUUUUUAACCCAAAUGAAACAUAACCCACCCUCCCCUUUAUUCAAACCAAUAAUACAUCCCAAAGUUCACACUCAGGACCGCCUGCCUUCAUUUCCUGGCUUUUCCUGUUUUGGUUUUAGACCAUGUGAAAGAAAAGUUUGUUUUACUUUCUCUGUUUUCCUAUUUCUUUAAAAAAAAAAUCAACUAAAUACGACCCCGUGGUUUCAAAAGAAUAACCCUAAAUGUAGCACAAAAGAUAAUAUGAGCAGCCAUGUGUGUUUCUCAUGUUUGUUUUCUGGAAAUACAGCACUGAAAUAGUUAAAGCAGUUUGUGCUCUUUUGUUUAGCUUUGACUUUUACACCAAUACUUGAAAAUGGGUCAGUUCUGGCAAACAUUUAAAAACUGUGAAAAUGCACAACACUGGGGAAAAAUAAAAUAUAUAUAAAAAUGUCUUUUUCAUGAAUGAAUAAAAUGUGAAAAUAUGAUACCAGUGAUUGUGUCUCUUUUUCUUUGAAUAGUGUUUUUUUGACUCCCAAAGUUGAACCUCA